Coccidioides immitis RS is the source of this 3933-nucleotide messenger RNA. RefSeq names its product cohesin complex subunit. The coding region runs from base 148 to 3933 and encodes 1261 amino acids. NCBI's taxonomy places the organism in Eukaryota, Fungi, Ascomycota, Eurotiomycetes, Onygenales, Onygenaceae. The record is from RefSeq and is a predicted model, not a curated record. Gene Ontology annotation, molecular function: ATP hydrolysis activity; DNA binding; protein binding. The transcript is spliced from 6 exons. Gene Ontology annotation, cellular component: chromosome; nucleus; cohesin complex. Gene Ontology annotation, biological process: sister chromatid cohesion.
GUGACGGCCUCGAGAUCCGCACGUCGCACGUUGCUGCUGCGCCGGAAUCAACAUCGAUCUGGGGGCUGCCUUCAUCCUUCAAUGCGCCAGUGCUUUCCCUAGUCUAGCCAUCUCGAUAUUUCUCCCCGCAUAGGCGGCAUUAGCAGGAUGGGGAAGUUAAUUCGCCUAGAGCUUUUCAAUUUCAAGUCCUACAAGGGCCACCAUACCCUUCUUUUCGGCGAUGCUUAUUUUACUUCCAUCAUUGGGCCGAAUGGCUCCGGAAAAUCAAAUUCAAUGGAUGCUAUCUCCUUUGUCCUGGGAAUCAAAUCGUCGCAUCUCCGUUCGACUCACCUUCGUGACCUCGUUUACCGCGGACGCGUUUUGCGCCACUCGAAAAUAAACGACGAUGGCUCGGCAUCAAAGGACGCGGAAGAACCCGAAGUAGACGGGACGCAACAUGACGGUGUGGCCGACGAACCGGCCGAAAGGAGCGAUCCCAAGACCGCCUGGGUCAUGGCUGUCUACGAAGAUGACGCCGGCGAAGAACAACACUGGAAACGCUCCAUCACGAGCCAAGGCGUGAGCGAAUAUCGUAUCAACAGCCGUGUUGUGACAGCACAGCAGUACAAUGAAGCCCUGGAAGCCGAAAACAUCCUUAUCAGAGCCCGCAACUUCCUCGUCUUUCAGGGUGACGUUGAAUCCAUCGCGUCCCAGUCUCCAAGGGACUUGACUCGAUUAAUAGAGCAGAUCUCAGGCAGUCUUGAAUACAAAGCCGAAUAUGAGAGGUUGAAACAAGAACAGGAGGAAGCUUCGGAAAACCUGAAUUACCAGUUGAACCGACGUAGAGGGAUUAACUCUGAAAUUAAGCAGUACCAGGAACAGAAGAGAGAAGCCGAUAAUUAUGCCAGAAAAGCCGAAGAGCGCGAUGAGGCUAUUGUAACGCACAUCUUGUGGAAACUUUUUCAUUUCCAGCGUCUAAUCCAGGAGUCAAGCGUCGAAAUACAAAAGCAUCAAGAUGAAUUGAAGGACUUCAGACGCGGCGUGGAAAAGUACGAGCGGAAAUUGGAAGACGCCAAAAAGAACCAUGCUCAAGUUGGGAGAGACGUAUCCAAAGUCGAGAAGUCUAUCAAACUGAAAGAGAGAGAAAUUGAGGAUACCGCGAACUCCCUGGUCCCUGUCGACGAAAAGAUCGAGAUUACCACGAAAAAAAUUGCGAGAUACACCUCUAGGAUUGCGGAAAUCGCCAAAGAAUCCGAAUCUCAGUCGGCAACCGUAAAGCAGCUUGAAAAGGACCUCAAGAUUGUAGAAAAGGCUCAGUCUCAGUGGGAGAGAGAGUUACAGCAGGCUGCAAGCAUCAAGGGAGUGAAAUUGAGUGAUGCUGACCUUCAGGAGUACAAUAAGCUCAAGGAAGAAGUUAGCAAACGCUCAUCUGCGACACAGAUCAAGCUCGACAACAUGAAACGCCAGAAAAAGACCGAUUCCGAGACUGUUAACAGCUUAAAAAGCAACUUUGAGAGUUCUGAGUGGCAAGCCAAGAACCUUCAAUCCGAUAUAAACAAUAUUCUGGAGCGGAAAAGUAGCAUACUUGAGACCAUCGAGCUUACCAGCAAGGAUAUCGAUCAGAAAAAGAAGGAGCUGAACAACCUCACCUCAGAGCGUCUGAGAGCGGCACAGAUGCGAACAGAACUCGAAGAAAAGCUUCAAGUUGCUCUCAAGAAGUUAUUGGAAGCCGACAAUGGCCGUCAACAAAGUGAAAAGGAAUUACGUACCAAGGAAAUGAUCUCAACUUUGAAACGUAUCUUUCCUGGCGUCAAAGGCCGCAUCAGCGAGCUAUGUCAGCCCAAGCAGAAGAAGUAUGCGGAGGCAGUGAGCACCGUGUUGGGCCGCCAUUUUGAUGCUAUUGUUGUCGACAAUGAGAAGACUGCAAAAGAAUGUAUUCAGCACCUUCGUGACCAGAGGGCUGGGCAGGCAACUUUCAUUCCACUGGAGACCAUCCAGGUCAAGGCGCUUAAUUCAAACCUUAAAGGGCUACAUCGGGGAAUGCGCCCCGCGAUUGAGACCGUUGAUUACGACAACUCUGUCUCUAGAGCAAUAAUCUACGCCUGCGGAAAUGCUAUUGUAUGUGAUGAUUUGGACACUGCAAAGUAUCUGUGCUAUGAACGGGGUAUAGAGGCAAAAGCCGUGACGCUAGAUGGUACAGUGAUUCACAAGGGUGGUCUCAUGACAGGUGGUCGCGGUCCAUCGCAGAAGCAUUUUAAGCGCUGGGAAGAUACUGAAGUUUCAAACCUGCACAAGCUAAAGGACAAACUCAUGAGCGACCUGAGCAAUCUUCCAAAAUCACACCGCAAAGGAGCCGAGGAAGAGACUCUCCAAGGCCAGCUUGCCGGCUUAGAGCAACGCCUUGCGUACGCGCGUGAUGAACUACAAGCCCUUGAGAGGAAUUUACAAAGCAAGUCAAGCGAGCUGGACCACGCCAAACGUCAAGUAAAGAGCGUCCAGCCUAGAUAUCGGGAGAAAUUGAAUUCGCUCGAGGAGCUCGACAGAUCUAUCGAGGAACUUCAAGAGUCUGUUAGUGCUGUCGAAGAUGAGAUUUAUCGGAAGUUCUGUAGCCGUUUGAGAUAUAAAAAUAUCCGUGAAUACGAGCUGCAGCAAGGCGCUCUUCAACAAGAAGCCGCGCAAAAGAAGCUCGAGUUCGCAACUCAACGGAGCAAGAUUGAGAACCAGCUGAGCUUUGAAAAGCAGCGACUUCAGGCAACUGAAGACCGGAUAAAGGGCCUUCAAUCGCAAGAAAGCCGUGAUCAGGAUAUGAUCGAAGAGCUUCAGGGCGAGAGAGAAACAAUUCAAAAUCGUCGUGAUGAGCUAGAGGCAGAACUAGAUCUUCUCAAAGAAAAAUAUGAAGAGCAGAAAGCUCUCUUUGCCCAAUCAGCGGAGCACCUGAAUGAGCAGAGACGUGAAGCUACAAAGAGAAGCAAGAACGUCGAAGGUACUCUUAAGGCCAUCAGCGCUUUGGAGAGCGAUAUGCAGCGACACUCAUCGGAUAGAUACGCACUACUUCGACGAUGCAAAUUGGAGGAUGUUGACAUUCCCUUGGAAAAGGAUUCCGCCAAGUUGGACCAGCUUCCUAUCGAUGAUCUUGUUCAGACGGACCGCGAUGCAAUGGAGGUUGACGAAGAUAUUACAACAGGCACUACGCGACCUCCAGCUGUGCAGGACUACGGUAUAGAGGUAGAUUUUAGCAGCCUUGGAGAUACAUUAAAGGAACAAUCUGAUGAUAAACUCGAAGACGAACUGCAAGACCGAGUUCGGACCCUCAAUAGCGAACUAGACAAAAUGGCGCCAAACAUGCGUGCCAUGGAGCGCCUCGAAGGCACAGAAAACAAACUUCGCAGCAUUGAGAAAGACUUUGACGAGGCCCGUAAACGAGCUCGUCGAGCCAGAGAUGACUUUGAAGACGUAAUGCAGAAGCGUUCAGAGCUUUUCAAUAAGGCAUUUUCGCACAUCUCUGAACAGAUCGAGCCUAUUUACCGCGACCUGACCAAGACUGAAAGUUAUCCCAUGGGAGGUAAAGCAUACCUUGACAUCGAAGACUCCGAGGAGCCCUACCUCGAUGGCAUCAAAUACCAUGCCAUGCCCCCGCUCAAGCGCUUUCGAGAUAUGGAGCAUCUUUCCGGCGGAGAGAAAACCAUGGCGGCGCUCGCCCUUUUAUUCGCCAUCCAUUCUUACCAGCCCUCGCCCUUCUUCGUUCUUGACGAAGUCGAUGCUGCUCUAGACAAUACCAACGUGGCCCGCAUCGCGAAUUAUAUUCGCGACCAUGCAGCUCCGGGCAUGCAGUUUAUCGUUAUCAGUUUGAAGACGGGUUUGUUCCAGAAUAGCGAGGCAUUGGUGGGCAUUUACAGGGAUCAGGGUGCGAAUAGUAGUAAGACGCUGACUUUAGACCUUCGAAAAUAUCGCUGA